This is a messenger RNA of Alternaria metachromatica, 7704 nucleotides long. RefSeq names its product Type I Iterative PKS. The transcript is spliced from 5 exons. Gene Ontology annotation, molecular function: serine-type peptidase activity; 3-oxoacyl-[acyl-carrier-protein] synthase activity; phosphopantetheine binding. Bases 1 to 7704 code for a protein of 2567 amino acids. The record is from RefSeq and is a predicted model, not a curated record. Gene Ontology annotation, biological process: secondary metabolite biosynthetic process; proteolysis; fatty acid biosynthetic process. NCBI's taxonomy places the organism in Eukaryota, Fungi, Ascomycota, Dothideomycetes, Pleosporales, Pleosporaceae.
AUGCGCAGCCAGUCUGAUCAUUUCGCGCCUUCUGUGGCGUUCUUUUGCCCUCAAAGCAAGGCCCCCACAGAGGCGUACCUCGAGCAGCUCCAAAAGUACAUUGUUGAAACGCCCCUACUCCUCCCAUUUGCAGAAGCCAUCACGUCGUUGACGGACACAUGGACCAUACUUUGUGACGGCCACCCGGACAUAGCCAAACUCAAAUCGGGCAAGCGACAUGUCGUCAGUCUGAAGCGAUGGAUAACCGACGGAAUAUCUGGGCCUGUUUCAAGCUCUAUGUCCGGUAUUCUAGCGUUGCCGCUGUUGGUCGUUAUCCAGAUCUGCCAGUACUUCCAGUUGCUCGAGUUGCAUGGUCUCACGCACGAGCGAAUGCUGGCAAGCCUGAAGAAAGGUGGCGGCGCUCAGGGAUAUUGUGGAGGUCUUCCUACAGCCUUUGCUGUUUCUUGCGCCAAAGACGAGGAGGAGGUGGUCCAUCUUGCAACCAAAGCUUUACGACUGGCAUUUGCCGUUGGCGCAUUUGGCGAAUUGGGUGACGACGAGUUGGUGGAGGGGGCCACGACCAUCGCAGUACGCCUGAGAACUCCUCCGCAAGGAGAUGAGCUUGUGGCAGGUAUUCCUAGAUGCUACAUUUCGGCGAUCACAGACCCAAAAACGAUAAGUAUCGUAGGCCCUGUGCUAGAGCUCGAGAAGGUGGCAGAAAGAGCUCGUAACCGGGGUUUGCUAGUCACUGAUAUCCAUAUCCGUGGCAAAGUGCACAACCCGGAGAACGCGCCUUUGGUCAAAGUGCUGUUUGACAUUUGUCAGGAGCAUGACGGCAUGAUGCUGCCUGAUGCUAGUCAGCUGCGAGUUCCUGUGCGAUCGAAUUUGGAUGGCAGCUUGCUGCAUGAUUGCUCGCUGACACACGAGGCAAUCAACACCAUCCUCGCUUCUCGAUGCGAGUGGUAUCGGCUUUUGAAGGAUGUCGCACAGGACCUAGCGGGAAGUGGUACAGACGCCCAUACAUUUGCUUUGUUCGGCAUAGGAGACCCAGUCCCCCUGAUGCCGUUCCACAACGCUCGCUUGCGGAUAUCGAAGAUGGAAGUCCAUACCACUGUUCAGGGGGCCAGGUUGGCUGAAUACAACCCGGAAGACGCCAUUGCCAUCACUGGUGUUUCAUGCCGACUCCCACGAGCAGCCGACCUCGAAGAACUAUGGCAGCUCCUCGCCGCUGGCACAUCGACUUGCGAAGAGAUCCGCCAUGACAGGGUUCCGAUGCGCGAAAGCUUUCGCGCGUUGCAAAACGACAAAUGGAAGCCGAAGUGGUUCGGCAACUUCAUUGAUGGGGUCGAUGAGUUCGACUGGGCUUUCUUCCGCUCGAAUGCCAAGGAGGCUGCCAGCAUGGACCCUCAGCAACGCAUCCUCUUGGAACUGACCUAUCAAGCUCUGGACAGCGCGGGCUACCUCCGCAAACAUGUUCGCGAGAACGGAGACAAAGUCGGCUGCUUCGUCGGCGCAAGUUUCAUCGAGUACACGGACAAUACGAGUGCCCAUCCACCAACUGCAUAUACAGCGACUGGUACCAUUCGGGCAUUCUUGUGCGGCAGGCUUAGCUAUCACUAUGGCUGGACUGGACCGGCGGAAGUCAUCGACACGGCCUGCUCCUCUUCGCUUGUCGCCAUCAAUCGUGCUUGCCAGUCCAUCUGGUCGGGCGAGUGUCCUAUGGCUGUUGCUGGAGGAGUGAACAUCAUCUCCGGAGUUCACAACUAUCUGGGUCUUGGCAAGGCCGGCUUCCUCAGCCCGACCGGUCAAUGCAAGCCUUUCGAUCAAGCGGCUGAUGGCUAUUGCCGUGGAGAUGGUGCUGGAAUGAUCGUAUUGAAGCCCUUGAAACAGGCGAUGGCAGAUGGUGAUCCAGUUUUAGGCGUCAUACCGGGGUCGUCCACCAACCAAGGCGGUUUGUCUGCAUCUUUGACAGUCACUCAACCCUCGGCACAGGUUGAGCUAUACCAGUCGAUUCUCGAACGUGCUGGAAUGAGUCCAAACCAUGUGUCCUACGUUGAAGCCCACGGGACCGGCACACAAGCAGGCGAUCCUCUUGAGGUGAGCAGCAUCAGAGACGUGUUUGGUGGAUCAGAUCGUCCAACCAAACUCUAUCUUGGUUCUAUCAAAGCCAAUACUGGCCACGCAGAGUCGGCGGCUGGGGUCGCUGGACUGCUCAAAGUCAUCGCUAUGUUAUGGAAGAAAGCAAUCCCGCCCCACGCAUUGUUCAAAUCUUUGAACCCCAAGAUUCCCUCAUUGGCCCCGGACAAGAUUGUCAUCGCAAAGAGCCUGGAACCAUGGGAAGUACCCUUCAGAGCUGCGUGGGUGAACAACUACGGCGCGGCUGGAAGUAACGCAUCGCUUGUUGUCUGCGAAGGGCCUCGGAUGAGCUCUAGCAAAGCACCCACUCAGCUGCCUGCGGGUACCCACUAUCCAAUCAUACUCUCAGCCCACACAGUUGAGAGUCUGAAGGCUUACGCAGCUGUCCUUAAAUCGUAUAUCAGCCAAGGAGAUCUGAGCCUCUCGAGCCUUGCUUACACCCUAUCUGAGCGGCGAAAGCGCCAUUCGGUGGCCUGGAUGACAACAGCUUGCGACAUUGCCGGCUUGCGCACCGAACUCUCCACGGACAUCUCGUCAUGCAGCAUACCCCAACCUUCGAAGCGUAUCGUGCUUGCAUUCUCCGGCCAAAGCAAGCAGAAUGUCGCUCUAUCGAAAGCGGUUUACGAGUCAAAUCCCAGGCUACGCUACUACCUCCAAGAGUGCGAUCGAAUCCUCGUCGCGCUUGGAACUCCAUCGAUCAUCCCGGCUAUCUUCCAGACCACCGUCAUUACCGAUCCAGUUCUGUUGCAGACAGCUACCAUGGCGGUCCAAUAUGCUAGCGCUAGGUGUUGGAUCGAUGCUGGCGUGCAGCCCGCUUGCGUCAUUGGACACAGCUUCGGAGAGUUGACAGCAAUGGCCGUAUCGGGUGUGCUCUCUCUUGAAGAGGCCCUCAAACUUGUUACUACCCGAGCCCAGCUCAUGGUGACUAAAUGGGGACCAGAGAGAGGUACUAUGCUAGCAAUAUUUGCGCCGUACUCUGUUGUCGAACGUGUCAUUGAUGCAAUCGGUGGUGAAUCCCUAGAGAUUGCUUGCUUCAAUGCCACUAACAGCCACGUCGUAGUUGGCACCAAGAUUGCGGUGACCAAUGCGGAAAGACUGCUGGUUACUGACCCCUUGUUCAAGGGUGUCAGCAGUCGGAGAGUCGAUGUAACUCAUGGCUUCCAUUCCGUCUUCACCGAGCCACUUCAGAAAGACUUCAUGGAGUUCUUGAAAUCAUUGGACUUCAGAGAAGCUUCUAUUCCCAUCGAGCCAUGCACAAAGGUGCACACUUCAUUGAUCAAUGCUGAGCAUGUUGCAUCACAUCUUCGCCAACCGGUCUACUUCAUCGACGCCAUUCAGCGGAUAGAAGAGCGCCUGGGAGGCUGCAUCUGGCUUGAAGCAGGAUUCGAUUCAUCCAUUAUCCCCAUGAUUAAGCGUGCGACAGCUGAACCGGAGAUUCAUUCAUUUCUCAACAUCAAGACGGCUGAUGUUAGUCAACCUACCAACGUUCUCUCUCAAAGUAUCAUCCACCUCUGGAAGGAAGGGAUCGAUAUCACCCCAUGGGCUUUCCUGUCUCCUUCCGAAGCUGGUUUAGAACCAGCAUGGCUACCCCCCUAUCAGUUUCAGAGAACCAAAGCUUGGCUCGAGAAUGUUGAUAGAGCUACUGAGCUUCAGCGGAGUUACGAAAGUCUUGGCUCGCAAAAGCUCGAGACCGCUUCUGUUCCGAUCCCUGUUCGCUUGCUGCAUCAUGCUGAGUCUACUAGCAGUGCGAACAAGUUUGUUGUCAAUAAUUCGGCCAGCCGCUUUCGUGAGGUCAUCAGUGGCCAUGCAGUCCGUGGUCGGCCGCUUUGUCCCGCUUCCAUGUACAUGGAGUGUGCGGCUAUGUCAGCUCAGAUUCUGGGUGCAGACCUCGGAUCUAAAUCGCUAGCAUUUGAGGACCUAUCAUUCGAAUCACCGCUAGGCGUCGACCUGGAUCGCAACGUCAAUCUGACUCUCGAAAAUAUUGACAAAAACGGAUGGAAGUUUGUUCUUUCGAGCUCUUCCGGGCAAGCAACCAGUUCCCACCGCGCAACUGUUCAUGGCAGGGGUCGGAUGGCUCUAGUAGAGAAUCCUCGAUUUUCUACAUACAAGCGGCUCAUAGCUGACCGCCUUGACUCAAUUCGAUCGAGUCCGAGCUCGGAGAAACUCAACGGCGGACGAGCCUAUAAGCUGUUCUCGAAAGUUGUGGACUACGCCGACUUCUUCCACGGGAUUCAAAGUAUCGUCAUUGACAACAACGAGGCACUAGCCGACAUCCGUAUGCCAGACAGUCAUCUUGGGGGCAAUGAAAGCGCAGUAACGAAGUAUUGCGACACUGUGUCCAUUGACGCGUUCAUUCAAGUCUCCGGCCUUCUCAUCAACAGCAGCAAAGUAUGCCCACAGGGUCAGGUUUUCGUAGCUUCCGGCCUCGAAAGUGUCACGACGUCAAAACAUUGCGACUUCGACACUCACAAGGAAUGGGACGUCUAUGCCAUUUUCACUCUCAUCGAUGAUGUGCAUGCGACCGGCGACGUUUUCGUUUUGACCAAAGACGGCGAGAUAGCCAUGACAGCUAUCGGUGCCAAAUUCCAUCGUCUCGAAAUCUCCAAGCUUGAGCGAACGCUUGACGCAGCCAAUGGAUCAAGAUUAAUCUCUAAAUCGGGUUCAUCUCUCUCUCUUCGCGAGAACUCUAGGCCCGCUAUGCUCGAGAGCCCUCCGCCAUUGACGCCCGAUGGCGCUUCCAACUCAUCAAGUGCUUCAUCGGUGGCUGGCGACGAAGCCAACGAAUCAGAUGAUCCGUUGAGGGCGAUGAUCUCCGCAUAUACUGGCGCACCAGCAGAUUUCAUUGCCUCAAACACUUGUAUCGGUGAUCUUGGUAUCGAUUCACUGGCGUCGGUCGAACUCUCGGACGAGAUUAACGACCGUUUUGGGAAGAUUGUGUCGCCUGGCGAGCUUCUAACCGUGAGCUUUGGUGCAUUGAGCCAAACCAUAUUUUCUGGCGUCACCAAAGCCGACCGAAAGCAAGUCUCACCAGUAAUCACGCCGACGGCUAGAUCUCCCUCCCCGGUCUCUAAGACAUCCAAAACCGGAUUAAUGCCUCAUUCAAGCCCGGAGGAAGGUGCCAAGGACUCUAUUGGUAGGACUCGACGCGCGAAACUGUUCGAGCUUAUAUCAGAUCUUUGUGGCGUUGCUGUCAGCCAUAUCGAAGAUCACCAACUUCUUCAGGACCUCGGCUUCGACUCUUUAUCCACCACAGAACUCGUUUCCUGCCUAUCUGAAGAGUUCAACGUCGAUAUCAAUGGUAUUGAUAGCCUCCUUGACGUUUCUGUCAAGGAUCUGAUGCACUUGGCUGGACUUUCUCCAAUGAAGCCAAGUACCACCCCACUUUCGAAGCCGUUAAACUCACCUGUGCUUGAUCCACCCAUACACCAUUCUAUCAGAACUGCCGAGAUUACGGAUCCGUUUCAAUCUCUCUUGGAGGCGGAGUCUUCCUUUGAAGAUUAUGCCCGGUCUUGCCAGUUUACAGAGUAUCUAGCAAAGGUCUCUGCUCGUCAGGAUGAGCUUCUUCUUGCUUACCUGAUUGAAGCUUUCAAGAAGCUAGGGAUUGAUUUCAAGGCCAUUGCGCCGGGCCAGAAGAUUCCCGAUUUCGGAUAUCAACCUAAACACAGUAAGGUAGUGCACAGGUACUACGAGAUUCUCCAAAGGCAUUCUGUCAUCGAGAAGAAAGACUCCGGAUAUAUCCGGUCAUUUUGUUCACCCACCCUUCCUCCCAGCUCGUUCCAGCUUCUACGCGACCUCAUCACGGACCACCCAAAUUAUCGCUGUGAGGCUGAACUCAUGGCUCUCACCGGACCGAAGAUUGCAGAAUGCUUGAUGGGUGUGGAGGACCCUGUUAAGCUGCUCUUUGGCACCAGCACGUCCCAGGAAAUCGUUGGAAGCUUCUACACUCAAGCCCCUAUGUUUGCCACUCUGACUGAGGUUCUUGUGGACUUCAUGGUUCGAUUAGUCAAGAAGGCAAACGGGCCAGUUCGUAUCCUCGAGGUCGGAGCCGGCAUGGGAGGGACUACCAAGCGGCUUGGUGAAGCACUAGGUGCUCUCGGCCAUUCCAUUGAAUAUGUAUUCACGGACAUAUCUUCAACCCUGGUCCGAAACGCUUCUAAGAAGUUCAAAUACUCGUGGAUGCAGUUCAGAACGCUUAACCUUGAAGUCGAACCGCCUACAGAUAUGGUUGGCAGGUUCGACGUCGUCAUUAGCACGAACUGUGUUCAUGCAACCGCCAACAGAACUGAAACCUGUCGUCGUAUCAAGCACAUGCUCAAUCCGCAUGGUGUCUUGGUGCUCUCAGAAAUCACUACGAUCUUCGACUGGCACGAGGCUGUUUUUGGUUUGCUGGACGGUUGGUGGUUGGCGGUCGAUGCCACACAUGCCAUUCAACCCGCAGCAGUCUGGAUGAACUUCAUGCAUCAAGCUGGGUUUGCAAGCGCCACCUACUCUCAAAGCACAAUGCCGGAUUGCAAUCUUCAGCGGCUACUUAUAGCGUCUGUGAAGCAGUAUCCGGAACCACAGCGUCACAGUGACUUGCCAACGUCUGGUAUUGACACAGUUGUUUACAAGGUCGUUGAUGGUAUUGAGAUAGAAGCCGAUGUCUACUUGCCGAACAGCCCUCCAAUUAGCUCGAUGCCUGUAGCAUUGAUGAUCCACGGAGGUGGCCACAUGACACUUUCACGCAAAGCAAUCAGACCAGCACAGACAAAGUUCUUGUUGUCGCACAACAUUCUUCCCGUCAGCAUAGACUAUCGGUUGGUUCCAGAGGUGAAUGUCAUUGACGGACCGUUUUCCGACGUACGAGAUGCAUACGUUUGGAUCCAGACAAAGCUCUCUGCUAUCGCAUCUCAAUACGGCAUCUCGAUAGACCAAACUCGCAUAGUUUCGAUUGGGUAUUCAACGGGUGCCCAUCUCGCCAUGAGCCUUGCUUGGACUACCAAAGCGCUCGACAUCCCGUCACCAGCCGCCAUAUUGGGCUUUUAUGGCCCAACCGACUUUGAAACUGGGGCUCUGGAAAGGCAUCAGGAAGAGCAGUCUUACGGAGAGUUCCCUGCCCGCAGAAUGCGACUUGAGAAAAUCAUGCAGGCUCUGCCGCGGGCACCCGUGACGAACUAUGGCACCAUGAUGGAUGGUAGUCGAUUGGGUUGGAUCAAGCCCGGCGACCCACGCUCUGAGCUCAUCUUCGCGGUUCUCAAGGAGGGCAUCGGGCUAAACGUUCUGCUCUACGGCCUUUCUCCUAAGGCUCUGGCCCAAAAGCCUGACCCAGAGCUUGUCAGAGCGAUUAGCCCAAUGGCGCAUGUGCGAGACGGCUCCUACAAUGUCCCCACAUUUGUCAUUCAUGGGCUACACGAUGAGAUUGUUCCGUUCAAGACAGCCGAAUCGUUCGUAAAGGAGCUGGACAAUUCUGGAGUUGAAUGUGGCUUCUUACCGGUUCCUGGAGUGAAACACAUCCAUGAUCUGCAUCUCAAGCCGGGAAGCAGAGAGUGGAAAAGCCAAGUAGAACCAGGAUAUCUGUUCCUGUUCAAGCAUCUAAAGAUGUCCUUUUAG